Arachis stenosperma is the source of this 2225-nucleotide messenger RNA. Its product is annotated as transcription factor GTE7-like. The transcript has 4 exons. NCBI's taxonomy places the organism in Eukaryota, Viridiplantae, Streptophyta, Magnoliopsida, Fabales, Fabaceae. Gene Ontology annotation, molecular function: protein binding. The coding region runs from base 248 to 1840 and encodes 530 amino acids. The record is from RefSeq and is a predicted model, not a curated record.
CCAUUCGUUCCUCGCACAGAUUAGGGUAAGCCAAAUUCCAAACCCUGCCUCUACGCUUUUCCUCUCUCUUUUGAUUCAAAAUCUUCGUUUUCAUCGGCGGCGCGUGACGAUUUUCAACUGCGCGUGAGGGUCCCUUUGGCGCGUGAUUUUAUCUGACAGCUGACUCAUGUUCUGUUCGACGCGCAUUGGAGAAUUCAUGCCGGAGAUACGCCGGAAUCCAACCGGACGGCUGUGAUCUUGCACCUUGAUGGCUUCCGCCGUCCUAGCCAACCGAAACGAACCUAAUUGGCCGCAACAUAGAGGCGGUGCAGCUGGAUUCAUGGGAAAAGUACCAUUUUCUAACCCUAACCCUAACUCAAAAUUUGGGAACAAAAAGAACCAAUCGGCGUCAGAUGAUGCUUCAUCCAUCAACCGCAGGUCCAACGACGGUAAUCAUUCUCAAUAUGUGACGUUCAACGUGGCGUCGUACACAAAAAAGGAGCUGAACGAGCUCAAGAAUCGCCUGAUCUUGGAGCUCGAGCAGAUUCGAAAGCUUAAGAAACAAAUCGAGAGCGGAGAAUAUCAGCCCAGGCAGAGCUUCAACGGCCCUCCUAAAAAAUCAUCGAGCAAGAAAAUCUCCGGCAACAAGCGGCCAUUUCCGGUGAAUUCCAUCACCAAAGAUUUGAAACGGUCGAAUUCGGAGAUUGGAAACUUGAUGAAGUCCUGCUCGCAGGUUCUACAGAAGAUCAUGAAGCACAAGGUUGGGUGGAUCUUCAACACCCCCGUUGAUGUCGUUGGAAUGGGUCUUCACGAUUAUUAUGAUAUAGUGAAGAAACCCAUGGAUCUGGGCACCGUGAAGUCCAAUCUCGCGAAGAACGUGUAUUCCUCGCCGGCGGAUUUUGCCUCCGAUGUGCGGUUGACGUUCAAAAACGCGCUGACAUAUAACCCCCCUGGUCACGAUGUGCACAACAUGGCUGACCUGCUUUUAACCAAGUUCGAAGAGCUGUAUCGUCCCGUGCAUGAGAAAUUCGAGGAUUCGAUGAGGCAGCAGGAUCAUGAUGUUGAUGAGGAAUUGCAGGCCAGUUCCUGGAAUCAUGCUGAGCCAGAAAGGGUUGAGAGGGUUAAGAACAAGAAGGAGAAUGUGAUCCCUCCGGCAAGGUUUCAACCCGAGCCAGUGCAGGCCCCUGCGAGCUCUUCGAACCCUCCAAUGCUGCAGUCGCCAGUGCGCACUCCUUCCCCUAUGAGAGCCCCUCCGGUGAAGCCUUUGAAGCAGCCAAAGCCUAAGGCGAAGGACCCCAAUAAGAGGGAGAUGAGCCUUGAGGAGAAACACAAGUUGGGUAUUGGGCUGCAGAGUUUGCCUCCUGAGAAAAUGGAGCAGGUGGUACAGAUCAUAAGGAAGAGGAAUGGGAACCUUAAGCAGGAUGGGGAUGAGAUUGAGCUUGAUAUUGAGGCUGUUGACACUGAGACCCUCUGGGAACUUGAUCGGUUGGUGACCAAUUGGAAGAAGAUGAUGAGCAAAAUUAAGCGGCAGGCACUACUUGGCAACUUGAACAACAAUGCCGCACCCAACAAAUCGAAUGGGGAAUUAGCUACUAGUGAGAAGGUUGAGGCGCCUCCUGCUGAAGUGAAGAAACCAAAGAAAAUGGAAGCUGGGGAUGAGGAUGUUGACAUUGGGGACGAGAUGCCAAUGAGUACCUUUCCCCCUGUGGAGAUUGAAAAAGACAAAGAGGCAGCUGGAGGCCAUGCCAGCAGUAGUUCAAGUAGUUCCAGUAGUUCAAGCAGUGAUUCCUCAUCAUCGAGUGAUUCGGAUUCAGGUAGUUCCUCGGGGAGUGAUUCUGAAGCAGACAAUGGGCACUUGUAGCAGCCAUACAGGGCUUUUGUUGCUAAUGCUCCAACAUGACCAAUGUGGGUGAGCUGAUGAAGGUGUUUGCUUGAUUGGGCAUACCUUGAGCGUGCUGUUUUGAAAAAUUGGCGAGGUGCUGUGAACAUUGCUUUGUUGGUGCAGUUUGGGAGUAGCGGUCUGAUUGGGUGCUAAGUCCCUUUUCUCGAUGAUUUGUAGUGUGCAACAGUUGUAAAAAUGAUUCUAGGAAAUUUUUAGGCCAAAAAAAGGUAGUGAAAUGCGGUGAAAAUCCUGGCAAUAAUGCAUUAGUUAUUAGGAAUAGGAUGGUGGUCUCUUUUUUAGCUUACCUUGUACACAUUACAUCAGUAAAUAGAAUUAUCCUCUUCCAAGGAGGUCUUUUCACGAA